GCGUGCAUGGUGUGAAGAAAGAAGCGCAAUUAUUAAUCUUUCAUAGACCUUGUUCUGUUCCAAUAACUCUGUUUUUUUCCAUUUUGUUGCAUUAACUUGAACAGAGAAAAAAAUAAAAUAGGAGAAUGGAUCCGAAAGGGGAUGCAGUGAGUACUGAGUCAAGUGUGGUGGCCAAAGAAAAAAGAGAUGAAGAAAAGACUGUGUCUGCUACUGACAUAAAUGGAGAUCUCAGUGCAGCAAUUUCCAAAAUUUCUCUCCAUGGAACUCGAGUUUUUCCUUCGAAGAAAAGACUAAUUGUUCUUGAUAUAAAUGGGUUGUUAGCGGCUGUAGUUUCUCCUCCUCCGAAGGAUCGCGAAGGUGAUAUAACCAUUGCAAGGAGAGCAAUAUUCAAGAGACCCUCUUAUCUUGAGUUUCUGGAGUUUUGCUUCGAAAAAUUUGAAGUUGGCAUAUGGUCUUCAAGACUCAAGAAAAAUGCUGAUCGGAUCAUUAACUGUUUGAUGCCAUUCUUGAAAUACAAAUUGCUUUUCUGCUGGGACCUUUCUUAUUGCACUGAAACACACUACAAGACUCUUGAGAACAAAUAUAAGAAUGUUGUUUUUAAGGAUUUGAGGAAACUCUGGGAAAAGCAUGAUCCUAAUCUUCCAUGGGAGAAAGGGUAUUACAAUGAAUCCAACACUCUGCUGUUGGAUGAUUCACCUUACAAGGCAUUGCUGAAUCCUCCAAACACCUCGGUUUUCCCUCAUACAUUCAGUUAUCAUGAUGAAAACGACAACUCUUUAGCUGAAGGAGGAGAGCUGAGAGUGUUUCUAGAAGGUUUGGCAAAAGCUGAAGAUAUGAGAAAGUAUGUUGAAGAACACCCAUUUGGCCAAGAAGCCAUUACCGAAAAAUGUGAAUCUUGGAACUUCUAUAGUCAGGUUAUGCAGAGUCUCUCUGUUUGAUUUGAAGAGAAAAUGAGACAUAAGGUUCAUCUUUUUUGUUCUCAGAUCAUUAAACUUUCUUUGAACUCUGAACAUUGCUGAAGAUUUUGAUUUAGAUUACAUGUUAUCAUGGAACUUGAAUGGUGGCUGAGAUAUCCUUUUGGAAAAUGCUAUUGGAAUUUAUCAACUGUUCAAACAUGUUAUGGUUUA
Molecule: messenger RNA, 1127 nt
Organism: Vigna unguiculata (cowpea)
Lineage: Eukaryota; Viridiplantae; Streptophyta; Magnoliopsida; Fabales; Fabaceae
Product: putative FCP1 homology domain-containing protein C1271.03c
Source: RefSeq, a predicted model, not a curated record